This is a messenger RNA of Lodderomyces jiufengensis, 1797 nucleotides long. It is a transcript of the gene SAL6, whose product is annotated as Sal6p. The record is from RefSeq and is a predicted model, not a curated record. The coding region runs from base 1 to 1797 and encodes 598 amino acids. The transcript has a single exon. Gene Ontology annotation, molecular function: protein serine/threonine phosphatase activity. Gene Ontology annotation, cellular component: nucleus; cytoplasm. Lineage: Eukaryota; Fungi; Ascomycota; Pichiomycetes; Serinales; Debaryomycetaceae.
AUGGGAAAUAGCCCGUCCAAAAAUGAACCCCUACCGAGAUCAUCUAUAAAAUCAUCAUCAAAUAAUAAUAAUAAUCUAUCAUCCAAUGGUACUAUCAGUGAUUUAGAAGCUGAAGAUAAACCACCAGCGCUAUCCCAUUUGGGUGAUUAUUCAAAUUUAAAAAAUAAUAAAAAAAUUGAUAAUAUUGAAGAAAAAACUAUCAAUUUAAAUUCAAAAUCUUCAGCUAUUGAUAUUAAUAAUAAAGAUAAUAAAGUUCACAAACCAGUAAUUAUUAGACAGGAUUCAGAUUCAGGUUCCUCAACUAAUAAUAGUAGUAAUAGUAGGAGUAAUAAUACCAAAAAACCUUCAUCUAAGGUAAAAGGUUCAAAUUCAAGAUCAAAUACAAAUGGGCAAUACCUUAGUCCUACCAAUUAUGACUUAGAAAUAGGUUUAUCUAUGGCUCAAAUUUUAAAAGAACAACAAAAUUCACCAUCAUCUUUAAGUUCACUGGAUUUUUCAAUUUCGGCCUCUCCUGUUUUUACAACUGUUGGUAACGAUUCAUCAAAAGAUAGUGAUCUGCUCUCUUCAACAAACUCAAGUUUCAAGAAACAUUCAGAAUAUUUAGAUAUUGCCAACAACGGUAAUAAUAAUAAUAAUAAUGAUCAACAACAUCCAAAUUUAUCAUUAAUUAACAAAUUGGAUUCAAUAGCUGAAACUCAAUCAAUAGAGUCUUCACCUGAACCAAAAAAGUUAUCGCAAGAGAAUUUGAAAAAGCAUAAUAAUGUUAAAAAAAUUUAUACGUCUCCAUUAAGUAUUACUAAAGAAAUUACAAAAUUUAAAUCUGAAAGUUCAUCUUCAAUAAGUUCAGUAUCUCCACCUUUAUUACCAACUACAAAAAAUAUAGAUAUAGAUAUUGAUACAAUAAUUGAAAGAUUAUUAUCAACCAAAAAGAGAUCAAAUUCAAGAAAAUCAAAAGAUAUUUUACCAAUUGAUUUAAAUGAAAUUAAAUAUAUUUUAGGUAAAAGUAGACAAAUUUUUAUGGAUCAACCUUCAUUGUUAAGGUUAUCACCCCCUGUUAAAGUUGUAGGAGAUAUUCAUGGUCAAUUUUAUGAUUUAUUAAGAAUUUUCAAUUGUUGUGGUUAUCCACCUCAUUCAAAUUAUUUAUUUUUAGGGGAUUAUGUUGAUAGAGGUGAAAAAUCUUUAGAAACUAUAUUAUUAUUAUUAUGUUAUAAAAUAAAAUAUCCUGAAAAUUUCUUUAUGUUAAGAGGUAAUCAUGAAUCAGCAAAUAUAACUAAAAUAUAUGGAUUUUAUGAUGAAUGUAAAAGAAGAUUAAAAAAUACAAAAAUUUGGAAAACUUUUAUUGAUGUUUUUAAUUCUUUACCAACAGCUGCUAUUAUAAAUGAUAAAAUCUUUUGUGUUCAUGGAGGUUUAUCACCUGAAUUAACUGAUUUUAAACAAAUUGAAAAUAUUAAAAGACCAACUGAUGUACCAGAUAAAGGUUUGUUAGCAGAUUUAUUAUGGUCAGAUCCUGAUUCACUGGUUAAAAAUUUCUCACUUACUAAUUGGCCAAAAAAUGACAGAGGAGUUUCUUAUUGUUUUGGUAAAAAACAUGUUGAUUAUUUUUGUUCUAAAUUUAAAUUAGAUUUAAUUGUUAGAGGUCAUAUGGUUGUUGAAGAUGGUUAUGAAUUUUUUAAUAAAAGAAAAUUAGUUACAGUUUUUAGUGCUCCAAAUUAUUGUGGUGAAUUUAAUAAUUAUGGUGCUAUUAUGAGUGUUGAUAAGAAAUUAUUUUGCUCCUUUGAGUUAAUUAAACCAACUUAA